ACACUUUCCUUAAUAUCUUAGUUUAUGUGCCAUUAUAAUAACGGCAAGCUAGCUCACUUGCUAAGUCACUGAUUCAAAUAGUACUUAUACUACUACAAAGAAUGAAUGUAUAAAUAAGAUUAACACCACCACACACCUAGCUUUCUUGUCCCAAUAUGAAGUAGAAAUGCAGCAAAAUUGCUCAGUUCUGUGGUUUUCUGACACUCCUACUACCUCUCACAGACACUCAUUGUUUUACCAAGACUCUUGAUUUUUAGUAUAUACUGUAUUUUUCUGAUGUUAUACAUGCAUUUUAGAUAAAGAGAGAAGAGAAAGAUUCAUUUUUGACAAUUGGAGAGUUGGAUAUGAGUUCAUUUUCUAAAUGGGUGUUUGGGUUGUGCAUUUUGGGGAUUCUUGCAUGUGGGGUGGUGAAAUGCAGUGUUACUUUUGAUAGAAAGGCUCUGAUUAUCAAUGGGCAGAGAAGAAUUCUCAUUUCUGGUUCUAUCCAUUAUCCCAGAAGCACUCCUGAGAUGUGGGAAGAUUUGAUAAGCAAGGCUAAAGAUGGAGGUCUUGAUGUUAUUGAGACUUAUGUGUUUUGGAAUGUUCAUGAGCCUAGCCCUGGCAAUUAUAACUUUGAAGGGAGAUAUGAUUUGGUGAGGUUUGUGAAAACCAUUCAAAAAGCAGGGUUAUAUGCUCAUCUUCGAAUUGGGCCUUACGUUUGCGCAGAGUGGAAUUUCGGCGGCUUUCCUGUUUGGCUGAAAUAUGUGCCCGGGAUUAGCUUCAGAACAGAUAAUGAGCCAUUCAAGAUGGCAAUGAAAGGUUUCACGGAGAAGAUAGUCGAUAUGAUGAAGGCCGGAGAUCUAUAUGAAUCUCAGGGUGGCCCCAUUAUUCUAUCCCAGAUUGAGAACGAGUAUGGUCCACAAGCGAAGAAACUAGGCAAUCCUGGUCAUCGAUAUAUGACUUGGGCUGCGAAGAUGGCUGUGGGGCUCGAUACCGGUGUUCCUUGGGUGAUGUGCAAGGAAGACGACGCCCCAGAUCCUGUGAUCAAUUCGUGCAAUGGUUUCUACUGCGAUGCUUUCACCCCGAACAAGCCUUACAAACCGGCUAUCUGGACCGAGGCUUGGAGUGGCUGGUUUACUGAAUUCGGUGGUCCGAUUUACGAGAGGCCAGUUAAAGAUUUGGCAUUUUCUGUAGCUAAAUUCAUCCAAAAUGGGGGUUCAUUUGUUAAUUACUACAUGUAUCAUGGUGGCACGAAUUUUGGUCGCUCUGCUGGAGGCCCUUUUAUAACGACAAGCUACGACUAUGAUGCUCCACUUGACGAAUAUGGUUUGAUCAGGCAGCCUAAGUAUGGUCAUCUUAAAGAGCUUCACAAGGCUGUUAAACUAUGUGAGAAAGCUCUUGUUUCAGCUGAUCCCACUGUGACUUCACUAGGAAACCUUCAGCAGGCUCACGUAUACUCUUCAAAAUCAGGAGAUUGUGCAGCCUUUCUUUCAAAUUAUGAUACCAAUUCUACGGCAAAAGUGAUGUUCGAUAACAUGCACUAUAUCCUGCCUCCUUGGUCGAUCAGCAUACUUCCCGACUGCAAGACUGUAGCCUUCAACACAGCCAAGGUUGAAGUCCAAACAUCACGAUUGGAUAUGCUGCCGAGCAAUAGCAAAAUGUCUUCAUGGGAAACGUAUAAUGAAGAUUUGAAUUCUUCUGGUGACGGCUCAAGUUUUUCCGCAGUCGGCCUCUUGGAACAAAUAAAUGUCACUAGAGAUGCUAGCGAUUAUCUUUGGUACACAACUAGCGUUGAUGUUGACUCGUCAGAGUCCUCUCUUCACGGUGGAGAGCUCCCAACUCUUCUCAUUCAGUCAGCUGGUCACACUCUGCAUGUUUUUGUGAACGGAGAGCUUUGUGGUUCGGGUUAUGGGACGAGGGAGAAGAGGAGAUUCACAUUUCGCGGAGAAAUCAAUCUUUGUGCAGGAUCAAAUAGGAUUAGUCUCCUCAGUGUCGCCGUUGGACUGCCAAAUGGUGGUGGACAUUUUGAAACAUAUGUGACUGGAGUCCAGCCUCCCAUUGUAUUGCAAGGACUCGACCGGGGAAAAUUGGACUUGUCGUCAGUAAAAUGGACGUACAAGGUUGGACUCAAGGGAGAAACGAUGAAGCUUGUCUCUCCAAAUAGCGUUGCCUCGGUCGACUGGGCAAAGGCUUCUUCACUAGUUGCCCAGAAAGAUCACCCUUUAGCAUGGCAUAAGACGUACUUCGACACACCUGAUGGAGACGAGCCACUUGCUUUGGACAUGAGUACCAUGGGAAAAGGCGAACUGUGGGUCAAUGGCGAGAGCCUCGGAAGAUACUGGACAGAAUACGCUGCUGGUAACUGCAAUGGGUGUAGUUACGCGGGGGUCUAUAAGCCUCCAAAGUGUCAAAUUGGUUGUGGAAAACCAACUCAGAGAUGGUAUCAUCUACCAAGGUCAUGGCUAAAACCAAAACGGAAUCUCCUUGUGCUUUUUGAAGAACUAGGAGGUGAUCCGAAAGGGAUCACUCUCGUCAAGAGGUCAGUGACUACAGUUUGCGCAGACGUCACUGAGUAUCAUCCAAAAAGUAAGAGAUGGCGUACCGAAAGCAACGACAGAACACAAGUGUUCCACCAACCAAAAAUCCACCUUCACUGUGGUCUGGGGCAGUCCAUAUCUUCCAUCAAGUUUGCCAGCUUCGGAACUCCUUCGGGAAUCUGCGGAAGCUUUCAGCAAGGAACAUGCCAUGCUCCGACAUCAUACGACAUCUUAAAGAAGAAAUGCAUAGGGAAGCAAAGAUGCUCAGUGACGGUAUCAAACAGUAACUUCGUGAAAGAUCCAUGCCCCAACGUGUUCAAGCGCCUCUCAGUUGAAGCAAUAUGUGCCCCUCAAAAAUAAUAUGCAUUGCGCAAGCAAAAGAGGAACAAGACGAGAAUAAAACGGACCAGUUCUGUUUUGUGUAGCUGUUGUUGCACACCUGAUUCAAAUUGCAUAGUUCCAGAUAGUUUUUUCUCUGCUGUUUGUAAUCUAAGUGUAGGAAUAAAUAAAAUUCUAGUGUGGCUCAUGGGGAAAA
Messenger RNA from Salvia splendens (bonfire salvia), 3051 nucleotides. RefSeq names its product beta-galactosidase 3. The transcript has 19 exons. Gene Ontology annotation, molecular function: carbohydrate binding; hydrolase activity, hydrolyzing O-glycosyl compounds. The record is from RefSeq and is a predicted model, not a curated record. Gene Ontology annotation, biological process: carbohydrate metabolic process. NCBI's taxonomy places the organism in Eukaryota, Viridiplantae, Streptophyta, Magnoliopsida, Lamiales, Lamiaceae. The coding region runs from base 345 to 2876 and encodes 843 amino acids.